AUGCCUAAAAAGGGAGCCCCAACGCGCAUGAAGCCAUUACGCCUCCAGACAAUACAAAAGCUACGAGUGAAAAGUCCGAAUACUCACCAAGCGAACCCGUGUCUUGCAGUCAUGACGAGUUGCUGGGCCUCGAGCCGAUCGGGUAGCGGUGGGUGUUUCUCGCUGGAGCAACAACUAAAAGCUUGUAUGGAUACAAAUAAAUCACAACGAGCAGGCAAGAGCACGAUCAAUUACCAUCUUAUGCGAAUGUUUCCGAAAAUAUCAGGACCGAGAAAGAAGGAGGGGGUGUUUCAUUAA
Molecule: messenger RNA, 297 nt
Organism: Paracoccidioides brasiliensis Pb18
Product: mitochondrial 37S ribosomal protein YmS-T
Exons: 3
Coding region: 1-297 (98 amino acids)
Biological process (GO): mitochondrial translation
Cellular component (GO): mitochondrial small ribosomal subunit
Molecular function (GO): structural constituent of ribosome
Source: RefSeq, a predicted model, not a curated record